GUUUCUUCGUUUCGAGCUACGGGGACGUUUUCUUCGUUUCGAGCUACGGGGAUGCUCUUUUUUUCCGUCAUACGGUCGUCGUAAUAAGCAAAAGGUAUAAUACAGAAACUGACAACGUUUCGCUCCUUUCCACGAUUCUUGUUGGCCCGCACCGUCCGGAAGUUAGGUGAAGUGCAUAUCGCGCGCUCUCUACUGCAUAUUAUAGAAAAGGCUUUUUAACAAGCCGGAAUAGGGAAACCUUUCAUUCCUUGUACACUGGGCGCUACGACCGGGGCGUCGGAUGUAAUAAGCUGCUUGACUGCCUUAGCUUCCUGCCGCUUUGAAGUCGUCAUGGCGGAACAUCGGCUGUUAUGGCGCUCCGACUUUGACGGAAUUGCCUUAACUUGGACGGUGGGGCGAACCGGCGAUGUGCCUCGCGACUUCUGGCCUGCAGCAGCGGCCGCUGCACAAGCAGUCGUCCUUCGAGGACAUACCGGCCUUCGUGGCAUGUUACUCACUAGCAAAUUCGCUGCUGAUAAUUGGGUGAUUGAGGCGGUUCAGCGUUGCUUUGGUCCCCAUGUUGCGGAUUCAGCAGGCGAGAUCCGGGCAGCGUUGUGUGUGACACGAGAUGAGCUUCACGCUGCCGCCGGUGGCUUGAAGGGCCUGCUGCUCCGGUUACGCGCCGCUGGGCAGCCAGGCCGUGUGUGGGCGUGUGCCCUGUUGCUGCGACUGCAGAAAGGGGCUGCCCGCCAUCUACAGGCGGCCUUGGAGGAAGUGUGCUGCUCGCGUUUUGAUGAGGCUGCAUACCAGGCUCUGUCGUCCAAGAAGCGAAAGUGUGAGCCGUACCCAGAGAUUGCGCAUUACCAUUUCGACGCCGUUGCCGCGGUGCAACUACCGGCGGUAACCGCGGACAACCCGCCGUCCGGGCCAGCAGCAUUGGCAGCGGCUGCACCUACUGGCGUGCCGUGGGAGGUCGCUGCUUCAAACCGGGCAUGCCGUAAGCGGCUUUUGGCGGCUCUCAGGCAAGCACGGCGACGCACCAUUGACCCAGCUGUGCGGGCCGACCAUGCUGAGUUAGAAAGGCAACGCCGUGCACGCCUUCGAGGAGACGUGCCGUCAUCUUCUCAGCAGUGGAGGUCCCGUACUGCAUGCGUGCAGAGGCGCAACUGCCUAACCGCACCAUGGACGUUUCUGCGGACGGCGUGGAGCGCUUUAUGGUCUGCUCGGAUUGCAUGCAGGCCUUGCAGGGUGGGCGCAUUCCGGAUGGGGCGUUGGCUCGGUUGGAUCCUGGUGACGUGCCCCCCGUAAAUCAGCAUGGUCAUGCGCUCGUGCCGCUGACGCACCUGGAGAGCUUGGUGGUGGGCCUCGCUCGCCCGCACAUGCGCCUGUUCGUUGUCCGGCAGCCGGGUACGUCCAGCUGGCGUGCAGUGGACACCUUGCCAGCGGCGUUACGUGGGCAUACACUCGCCUUCCCAAACGACGUGCCCGAGGAGUUGCAGCGUGUUGUACCGUACGCUCCCCAGGAUUUGCCCUCCUUCAUCCAGGUCGUACUAAUUGACGCCGUGAAAGAUCGUUCUGACCUUGAGGCCAAGGUGCGGCAGGCCCCGUGCCUGAAGAUGCGGGGCCUGGCUAUUGCUGCAUGGGCGGAGUGGGCCGUCCACGUGAACCCUAUGGCCCAGCUAGAUCGCGCCGCACUCCAGCAGUAUCGUUCGCUGGGCGCGGAGCCGACGGUGCCUGAGCCGUUAGUGACUCACGCGGUUGCUACAGAUGAUCCAGACGUGGCAGCAGUCAUGCGUGCUGCGUUUGAGGGAGAUCGUGGCGGCAACGCUCGGGUGCAGCAGCAGCAGGAGGAGGUGGAGGCGACCAUGGGAGACGUGCAUGCAGCAGGCACCCGAGCAGCUGGGUCAGACGCUUCAGGAGCGUCGACCAGCAUGACGACUCAACCAAUGCCCGGUGCAGCGACGGCGUCCGGUCAAGCACGGGGAGUGCCGAUAACUGGUGUCCUUGGGCAGCCAUCGCCCAUAGCGGUUCCAAUGGCCGUGCUGGACGGCACCUUUGGCGCUGUCACGUCGCCUGCAACAGCACCACCACAAGACGGAUACGCCGGACCUGGGGUACACAUGCUGGGGCUGGAUGAAGUGGAGGUGCAUCAUGGGGGUGCAUACUCAACGUACGACCCCUUGGAGAACAGUACGGAUCCGUCGGCCAUUGUGCAACGCCUUCAGCACGGUGGAGUGGUAGUUAGCGCAGCCGGUGGGCGUGGCAUACAGCCCAUGGAUGAGUACGACCCGGCAUUCUUCUCCACUUGCCACAUCGACACGUUUCCGUUUGGUGAUGAUGGGGCGCGUCCGGACGGCAUGUCCACUGAGAGGUAUGCGCAGCAUCUCGUCCGGCGGGUGCCCAGGGGGCAAUUCGCUGGGAACGCGACGUUCUUGGGUCACAUCUUUGACGUCGUCCAGAAACAGCGCACGAACCGGCUGGCGUAUGUGGUCGCGCAGAUGACGCCAAGCACACUGCACGCAUUUGAGCAGAUAAUGUCGUCCCAGAUAAUGUCGUCCGAGACGUGGCCACUGUACUUGCCGCCAGAAGCAAUGACGCUGCCAGGCAGCGUGUGGUUGCCCAGUUCGGGCAGCCCAUCCGUGACAUUGCGAAUGGUAUCCGGCGGGUCGCGGCCAAGGUUGACCUGACGGACGCGUACUAUCAGCACGCUCACGGCUUGACGAUGGCCGCUGACAACAUGGUCGGCCCUCCCAGCAUGUUCUACAACAUUAACCCCGCGGAUAUGUACAGCGACGCGGUGGCAGUUGCGGCGGGCGAAGUGGUGGAGUACGACCAGCAGACAGGCCGCCCAGUGGAUAUUCCGAGCGUCGUCCAGCGGUGGCGCCGUGUGGCGGCGAAUCCCUUUGCUUGUGCGGAGCUGCUGCGGGUUACGAGGCUUGCGCUGGACAAGUACCUGUUCGGUUACGAGCCGGGCGCCGUGCAGCAGUCCAACCCGCACUGCUUCAUGGGCCGAACGCUGUAUCACAUCAGCAAGGUGGAGCAGAGCGGGCGAAUGGCCCUGCAUGUGCACGGCGGCGCCCUGGUUGCUACCUUCGCAGUGGAGCGCCUGCAGCAGCUGUUCGAUGGCCCCAACUGCAAGGCUCUCGCAUUGGCUUACGCGGUACUCAACAUGUGGCUACCAUCGCCUUACUGUUCGCCUCGCACCCCUCACCCCUUUGCAACACCGUCAGGGGAGUCCCAACCAGUCCCAGCACGAGAUCCGCAAGUGCCGCCUGCUGCGUACGACUUCUUGACCAUUGCGAGCACUCGUGGCGGCCAGCGGGACGAGGUGGAACGCCAGGCGGCUUGUGCGCAGCAUUUGGCGCGUGUCGUGGAAGGCACCCAGCAGCACGACCAUAGUUCCACUUGUCAGCGCCACGGUUGCAGCGGGAAGGAUGGUGAUUGCGGAAUGAUGUUCCCCCGGGUCAUGCGCCUGUUGAUGUGCUGGAUAGGUGCUGCGGGCAUGUUCCUCCUUCUUCCUUCCCUUUUCUCCCUCUCCUUUUUUUUGCUAGUUUGCAUGGGCACAGGUGGUCUGGCAGGGCGGCAGGGUGCACGUCUUUUUCUCUAAGCCACUGCGGAAAGAUGCCCGAACGGAUGGUUGCUAUGUGGGCGAGUGGUGACGACGGGAAGAUGUCUACUGCUGGUAGGGUCAGUGCUCUAUGCUGAGUUACUAACGCAAUGGUGCGAGUACCAGUUUUUCGACAGGGCACAGCACGGCAUCCGCUCAUACGCAUGUAAUAUAUGAGCACCAGUGUUCGGGCGGGUACGACGGGUUUUCGCAUUCCACCACCUGUAUGCAAUGAUAUACUGCAUGUUUCCGCGGCGUCCUCAAGCCGUUCGUGCAUCUUAACCGUUUAAUUGCUAGCAGCCUCGGCGACAAUUGCUGCCACUCCUCCUGUGAAGCUUCAAGCAUCCUUCUGCAUCCUCACGCCGUACAUGCCUGCAGGCCCAUCUUUCUUCUCGACAUCACCUGCCGUUCCUACUCGUAGUCAGCUCUCUCCCGCG
This is a messenger RNA of Astrephomene gubernaculifera, 4023 nucleotides long. NCBI's taxonomy places the organism in Eukaryota, Viridiplantae, Chlorophyta, Chlorophyceae, Chlamydomonadales, Astrephomenaceae. The record is from the annotation of a GenBank genome assembly.